Messenger RNA from Drosophila bipectinata, 1680 nucleotides. It is a transcript of the gene ppk22, whose product is annotated as pickpocket 22. The record is from RefSeq and is a predicted model, not a curated record. Gene Ontology annotation, molecular function: ligand-gated sodium channel activity. Gene Ontology annotation, cellular component: plasma membrane. Lineage: Eukaryota; Metazoa; Arthropoda; Insecta; Diptera; Drosophilidae. Gene Ontology annotation, biological process: sodium ion transmembrane transport.
AUGGCAAAACCAGGCACUUCAUCCAAUGCCAUUUGGUGGAUUAAAAAUCCAAAGACAGCCAACGAGAAAAAAUUGAAAGGAUUGCGCAAACAUUCGCUGGGCUCGGCUUUUUGUUUGGAUAUGACGGAUCUUCUAAAGAAUAUAUCCCUUCAAGGAUACAACAAGCUUUUGUCGCCGGAUCUUACCUUGGGGGAAAGAUUGAUUUGGCUGCUGUUGCAUACAGUUACUGCAGUGUCCUUGGUGGUAGUCCUGUCGCUUACCUGGGAACAGUUCGUGGCCCAGUCCUUUGUGACCAACUUGAAGGACCCCCUUUACCCUGUGGAGAAUGUUCCCUUUCCCGCUGUAUCCAUUUGCACAAACAAUCGCAUUUCGAGAAAGGCGGCCCUCGAGUAUGCCGAGGAACUGCGAAGAAGUAGUCCAAUAACCCGUCCUGUCGAGUAUUACCUAGAGCGGUUGAAUUAUUUGCGCGAUUUCUACGUCCAUGUGGGUGCAACUAUAGACUCUGAAGACUUUGUCAGCUUCCAGACCUUCUUGGAUGUUUUUGGAACCUGGCAGAAUGAGACCUUUUUUGACACUCGCAGGAUUAUGAUAAUGCUUACUCCUAACUGUAAGGAUUAUGUCCUGAAGUGCACCCUAGCCAAUGUGGAUAUACCCUGCCAAUCUGCCUUUCAGGAGAGACUAACUAUGUAUGGACCUUGCUGCACCUUUAACACAGAAAACAAACUUAAGCAGCGCAACUUUAAAAAUCGCUUAGCAAGUCCUGAACUGGGUCUCACCGUGGUUCUCAACUCCAGUCACUCGGAUUACUUUGCUCCCAUUCUGAACACCAACGGCUACAUAGUCAUGAUCCACAACGCUGAUGAUUAUGCUACGGUUAGCUCGUCGAAUACCCUGGAAAUGUUUCCUGGGCAGGGCGAGGAUACUUACCUGCAGAUCUAUGCUAGAGUGGUGGACACUGAUGACAGCUUAAAGUCGUUUUCUCCAUUUGGCCGUCGAUGCUAUUUCGAAUAUGAGAUGCAUAUAUCAGCCCAUGAACAGGCUACAAAUAGCCCUGCCUAUAUGUACACCUUUCCAAACUGCAUCACCAGGUGUCGCAUCCGGAGCAUCAUGGCACUGUGCCGAUGUUUGCCCUUUCAGCUUCCUCUGCAACUGGUGGAGAAUCUGGAUGGUGUGGUUUACUGCACCUUGAGCCAUCUUCCCUGCAUCAACCAGUACAUGUUCAAGUGGCGAAAUGUAAUGACGGAAAGGCAUCUUAUCGAAGGAUUGGAGCGUGAAGUAGAGGAGGCUCUUUAUUGCCCCCAAUGUCUUCCCUCCUGCAACGAUGUACAAUAUCGGGUUUCCAUGAGCUCUCUGCCAAUUGACAACUAUCUGGCUAGCUUAAAAGUCGAUGAAAACAACCAAACCCAGUUUAGCGAGGAUAUAUCCGUACUCAGGGUUUACUUUGGUGAUCCAAACGCCCAGUACUACAUCCGUUUGCUAAACAAUGCCUGGUUUGAGAUAUUCAGUACUAUCGGAAACAUUAUGUCCAUUUUUGUGGGCUUUUGCAUGGUGGCCAUUUUUGAGAUUUUGUUCUUUUUCAUAAAGUAUAUUUAUCAGGGUUGCGAUCGUAUCGUGGAGCAGAACUUAAUAGACAGAAACGCCAAGAAGCUGGAGGAGAAAAAGCUAUACAUCUGUCCUUAA